AUGUCUAUCAACGGCAGAAAUGCAGGAUCGCAAGGUUAUCGGGAAAAUGGACGUGUUUAUGGAGAGUUUCGUCCUGGACGUUAUUUAUUCCCCAUCGAUGAGGAAGAAAAAGACAGGUUUGACGUCCUUCACCGAGUUGUGUCGUUGGCUCGGCAGAAUAAGCACUUCGACAACGAGGUUCCGGACCGCGCCCGAGUUCUCGAUCUCGGCACGGGCACUGGCAUAUGGGCAAUCGAUGUUUCCGACGCCCUCUGGAAGGGACCUGAGAACCACGGUCUCGUACAUGGACUAGAUCUUGCUUAUAUACAGCCCGCCGACGUACCAUCUACAGUGUCUUUUAUGCAGGCAGAUGUAGAAGAACCCUGGCCGCUGCGCGAGAAUGAUUACGACAUGAUACAUAUUCAGCUUUUGAAGGGUGGGAUUCGGGAUUGGACGGAUCUCUACCGGAAGAUUUUCAGGCAUCUGAAACCUGGAGGCUAUCUGGAACAUGUAGAGAUCGACUGGACGUUCCGGUCUGACGACAACACACUCACCUCCGACACAGCUCUGGUGGCUUGGAGCGAAGCUGUGCAUCGGGCGUUACGGACCUUUGGCACGCCACUGGACAUCAAUGACAGAAUCAAAGGUGACCUCCAAGCGCUUGGUUUCACGGACGUAACCGAGACAAUUGUCAAGCUCCCGAUCAACCCCUGGGCCGACAAUAAGCAUGACCAAGAGUUGGGUCGAUGGUUCAAUCUUGCAGCCACUCAUGCCGUCAACGCCAUGAGCCUAGCACCACUCACCCGGGUUGAGGGUUGGCCCGUCGAACAAGUACAGAGUCUCGGAAGCGAGGUGAAGAAGAACCUCUGCAAACUAAGCAUCCAUGCAUACUGCAGACUAAACCGCACUACAGACCAGACGCCCCUAAACUGGACGAAAGCACAACAUCGAUUGGGUCAUCGAGCCUUUUCCAGCCUCUGUAUACUACCACUAUCAUCACCGCCUUUGCCAUAUAUCAUCACUUUAUUCACCAAUAUCUCAUCGUCCUUAGAAUACAUCCUGGUAGCCUUCGCUUCGAGGCCAGCUUGGGGCUCGACAUUGGCCAGCGAGUUCGCUAUAGUGAAGAAUCUCACUGUCCAACGCAACCGCGGCCUCUAA
Molecule: messenger RNA, 1137 nt
Organism: Verticillium dahliae VdLs.17
Lineage: Eukaryota; Fungi; Ascomycota; Sordariomycetes; Glomerellales; Plectosphaerellaceae
Product: methyltransferase
Exons: 8
Coding region: 1-1137 (378 amino acids)
Molecular function (GO): methyltransferase activity
Source: RefSeq, a predicted model, not a curated record